Messenger RNA from Camponotus floridanus (Florida carpenter ant), 2614 nucleotides. RefSeq names its product apoptosis-inducing factor 1, mitochondrial (gene AIF). The record is from RefSeq and is a predicted model, not a curated record. Bases 295 to 2313 code for a protein of 672 amino acids. Gene Ontology annotation, cellular component: cytoplasm; mitochondrion. Gene Ontology annotation, biological process: mitochondrial respiratory chain complex assembly; apoptotic process. The transcript has 12 exons. Gene Ontology annotation, molecular function: protein dimerization activity; NAD(P)H oxidase H2O2-forming activity; FAD binding. Lineage: Eukaryota; Metazoa; Arthropoda; Insecta; Hymenoptera; Formicidae.
AGAACAGACCCACGGUGUGAAGUGGCUAUUUAUUAAAUUCACGCGUCUCGUCUACUGGCUUUCCUGCUGUCGCAGGAGUCCUUUGUCAAAGAAAGUCGACCGGGCAAGGCAGAGCAAGGAAGAGAACCUCAGGUAAUGGCGUGUCGCGUAGCGAGCAUCCUUCCGGCGAGCGUCCUUCCGGUCAAGAGUAAAAGCAGCAACAGUCAGCGGCUGAUCGCCGUUAACGGCAGCAGCUGAAAGAAGCGUUACCAUAUUGCGUAAGGCCGACCGGACGACCGGACCGGCCCGGCGAAGAUGUUCGCAUGCGGUAGAGCUAUUGGCCGAUUGCCCACCGGACUCACGCAUGCAAAUCGGCUUUAUCAAUCUGUAAAAUACGUCGGAGUUGUAAAUAUCACUAAUUUACGCUAUAAUAGCGAUGCGAGCAAUAAAAAACCUCAGAAGCCACGAGGCACUACAAUCAAACCAGAAGAAUGUGUGCCUGAAUCUAGGUAUUCCAAAUCACAGAAAGAUGUUCCUGCAUGUGAAAUAGGACCUAAUGCAACUUGCCCAUUAUCACAAGAAUGCAAGUUGAAUGGAAAGCAGAAAGAAUUAAGUGAAAAAGGCUCAGAUUUUGGCAAAAAUGGAAAAUAUCAAUUUCGCUAUUGGCAUCUACUUGCUGCCUUGCUUGUCACAGGAGUUGCAGUAUAUAAGGUAUCUACAUCAUCUUGGUGGGAUGAAGAAGUAAGUCAACAAAAAGGCAAAAGUAAACAAAAGAAAGAAGGAAAAAGGAGAUUUAAAGAGAAAAUUAAAGUUCCAGCAGAAUCCAAAUUGAUACCUCAGGAAGUAACUUAUCUACUGAUAGGUGGAGGAACAGCUGCAUUUUCAGCAUUUAGAUCAAUUAAAUCUAGAGAUCCCAAAGCUAAGGUUCUAGUUAUAGCAGAGGAAGAUGAAUUUCCGUACAUGAGGCCACCAUUAUCUAAAGAACUUUGGUUUAACACAGAUAAAGAAACAAGUGCACAAUUACGUUUUAAUCAAUGGAAUGGAACUCAAAGGAGUAUAUUUUACGAACCACGGGAAUUCUAUUCAAAUGUUACUCAUCUUGUGGAAUCUGACAAGGGUGGAGUUGCUGUAGCUAUGGGUUGGAAAGUAACGAAAAUUGAUCCUGUAAAUAAAACUGUGAUUCUCGAAGAUGGUCACGAAAUAAAAUAUAGCAAGUGUCUCAUUGCGACUGGUGCAUCACCGAAGAAUUUACCAAUAUUCGAAUCUGUUGAAGACGAAAUAAAAGAUAAGAUUACAACGUUUAGAACAAAGAAUGAUUUUCUCGAUUUGGAAGAAAGUAUUUCUAAUCCUAAGUGCAAAAAUAUUGUAAUCAUUGGUGGCGGAUUUCUUGGUUCGGAACUCGCCUGUGCACUCGCUAGAAGUUAUAAGUCUAAAAAUGUUUAUCAAAUUUAUAAAGAAAAGUUUAUAAUGGCACAAGUGCUACCAGAAUAUUUGAGUGAAUGGACCACGAAAAAGGCUGAAGUAGAAGGUGUUCAUCCUAUACCUGACACAAAAGUUGAAGAUUAUAGAUAUAAAAACGGUCAAUUGUCUCUUAUUCUCACUGGUGGCCAGACUAUUGAUGCUGAUCAAGUAGUAGUAGCAGUAGGUGUUCAACCAAAUACAGAUUUGGCAACAACCUCGCAUUUAGAAACAGAGCCUAAGAUAGGAGGAUUUCUUGUUAAUGCUGAAUUAGAAGCCAGAAGCAAUCUUUGGGUUGCUGGUGAUGCAGCAUGUUUCUAUGAUAUCAAACUUGGCAGAAGAAGAGUUGAACAUCAUGAUCACGCGGUUACUUCUGGAAGAUUAGCUGGUGAAAAUAUGACUGGUGCAGGUAAACCUUAUGUGCAUCAAUCGAUGUUUUGGUCAGAUUUAGGACCAGAUGUAGGAUAUGAAGCGAUAGGUAUCGUAGACUCAUCUUUGCCAACUGUUGGAGUCUUUGCAAAAGCGGCAGAAACGAUUAACGAUUCUAGUGAAGAACAAAAAACAAAUUCUAAGGAAUCACAAUCUAAUAUACAAUCAAAGUCAUUAACACAAAUUGUGAAGAACGUUGAUAAUAUAAAUACAGAAAAUGAAAAAAAAGAUAUAUCUGGAGAUAAUGUAAAAUCAGUGGAGAAACCUAUGAAACACGAAGAUUUUGAAAAAGGUGUCAUUUUCUAUCUACGAGAUGAUAUUGUAGUAGGAAUAGUACUGUGGAAUAUCUUUAGCCGAAUGUCAAUUGCCAGACGAGUUCUUGCAAGGGAUACAAAAUAUGACGAUUUAAAUGAAGUAGCGAAAUUAUUUACGAUUCACGAAGAUUGAUUUUAUUUGAUUAAUAUGGAUGAAUGACAAUAUAGUAAAAAAUUUUAUUAUAUGAUAAAAAAGAUUCGAAUUCCAGUUUGAUAUAUUAUCAUGAGAAAAUUCAUCAAUUUGCUGAAGGUUUCGCAGGUAUGCGAAUUAUAAGUGCCAGUACUAUACCUUAUAUAUACAUGGAGAUUUCUAAAAAUAUAGUAAAUAUAUACACAAAACGUUCCCAUACACGUACAAAAUACGUGUUUUAUCAGUUAAUGCUAACCAAAAGCAUUUAUACACACAAUUAUGAAAAAAUAAAAAGAUAAUUUUA